Messenger RNA from Cajanus cajan (pigeon pea), 2118 nucleotides. Its product is annotated as phototropic-responsive NPH3 family protein NPY1. Gene Ontology annotation, molecular function: protein binding. The record is from RefSeq and is a predicted model, not a curated record. NCBI's taxonomy places the organism in Eukaryota, Viridiplantae, Streptophyta, Magnoliopsida, Fabales, Fabaceae.
AUGAAGUUUAUGAAGUUAGGUUCCAAGCCUGAUGCUCUUCAAGCUGAUGGAAACUCUAUCAGGUAUGUGUCAUCUGAAUUGGCUACAGAUGUUACCAUUAAUCUUGGUGAUGUUAAGUUUUAUCUUCACAAGUUUCCUCUACUGUCAAAGAGCAACCGACUACAAAAAUUGGUAUCUAAAGCUAAUGAAGAGAAUUCUGAUGAUAUUUACUUGGAUAAUUUCCCUGGCGGGCCAAAGGCCUUUGAAAUAUGUGCAAAAUUCUGUUAUGGAAUGACUGUUACUCUUAAUGCUUACAAUGUUGUAGCUGCUCGUUGUGCAGCUGAAUACCUUGAGAUGACUGAGGAUGUUGAUAGAGGAAACUUGGUUUUAAAGAUCGAGGUGUUUCUUAGCUCAAGUAUAUUACGUCGCUGGAAGGAUUCUAUAAUUGUUCUCCAAACUUGUAGAUCUCUUCUGCCAUGGUCUGAGGAUUUGAAGAUAGUUGGAAGAUGCAUAGAUUCCAUAGCUUCUAAAACUUCUGUGGACCCAGCAUACAUCACUUGGUCUUACACUUAUAAUAGGAAGUUAACUGAAACUGAUAAAAUUAUUGAGGACAAGAUGACAUUUCUAGAGAAAAUUGAGUCUGUUCCUAAGGAUUGGUGGGUUGAAGACAUAUGUGAGUUGGACAUUGAUCUUUACAAACGAGUAAUGGUUGCUGUGAAAUCAAAGGGAAGAAUGGAUGGUGUUGUGAUUGGGGAGGCACUAAAAACCUAUGCAUUAAGAUGGAUACCUGAUUCUGUUGAUACAUUGGUUUCUGAUGCCAAUGCCUCAAGGACCAAAUCUGUGGUAGAAACAAUUGUUUGUUUAUUGCCAUAUGAUAAUGGCUUCGGUUGUUCAUGUAGUUUCUUGCUGAAGCUAUUGAGAGUGGCCAUAUUAGUUGAAGCAAAUGAGUCAUCUAGAGAAGAAUUGAUGAAGAGCAUUGGCCUCAAAUUGCAUGAAGCCAGUGUCAAAGAUUUAUUGAUUCCAGCAAGGUCUCCCCAAAUUACCACAUAUGAUGUUCUUUUGGUACAAGGUCUUUUGAGUCAAUACAUGAAUCACGAAAAGGGAAGCCGCGGUAUGGAGGUUGUUGAGGAGAAACAUGGAGGGGAAGAUAAAUGUAUUUUAGCAUGUGGAUCUUUAUUGAAUGUUGGCAAGUUGAUGGAUGGUUAUCUUGGAGAAAUUGCACAUGAUCCUAAUCUUGGCCUCUCUAGUUUUGUUGAUUUGUCACAAUCCAUUCCAGGUUUUGCUAGGCCAGAUCAUGAUGGUCUAUACAGAGCUAUAGACAUCUACUUGAAGGAGCACCCAGAUUUGACAAAAGCUGAAAGGAAGAAGCUAUGUGCAUUGAUGGAUGUCCGGAAAUUGACAGCAGACGCUUCUAUGCAUGCUGCGCAGAAUGAACGCCUUCCUCUUAGAGUAGUAGUGCAGGUUCUCUUUUUUGAUCAGGUCAGGUCUUCUAUCAGCUUUCAAACACUCGGUACCAAUAGUGGGCGUGAUCCUACACAGUCUCCGAUGAACGGAGAUGGAAGAUGUGAGAAAACGGCUGGAGAUAGGUGCCAACCCCUCAAGAACCAGAUGAGUCAUUUGAGGAUCAAGGAGGAGGAGUUACAUGAAAAUGGGAAGUUGAGUAAGAAGAAUAGCAAAAGUGGCAUUCAGUUGCUGCCAUCGCGGUCUAGGAGAAUCUUUGACAAGUUAUGGAGUGGGGGAAAAGGGCUAGGAGAGAAUAGGAGCUCAGAGACUUCAGGGAGUUCUAGUAGCCCAACUUCAUUAGGCCAUGGAGAUACCAAAUCAUAUAGCCUAUCUUUGAGACACCAGAGGCAUUCUGUCUCUUAGGGAGUUGGUAGAUUAUUUAGAGCAUGCAAAUUGCUGUAUAAGUGUAAAGUGGUGAGAAGUCAAGUUACUGUUAUAUUGCAGUGCAUGCACAGAAUGAGGAAAAGGGUUGGUUAGCAUUGCAUUAAAAUGUAAUGUAGUUUAUCUUUCUCUUGUAAGACCUUCCAUCAUACAGAAUGGUCAGUGGGUUAGGGAUAUGUAGGUCCUGUUUGGUAUUCCUAAUAUGUUGCCUUCUGUAUCGGACCUAACUGCAGCAAUGAUUCAUGUCUUUUUCUG